Messenger RNA from Hordeum vulgare subsp. vulgare (domesticated barley), 2572 nucleotides. RefSeq names its product protein RBL. The transcript is spliced from 5 exons. Gene Ontology annotation, cellular component: Set1C/COMPASS complex. NCBI's taxonomy places the organism in Eukaryota, Viridiplantae, Streptophyta, Magnoliopsida, Poales, Poaceae. The record is from RefSeq and is a predicted model, not a curated record. Gene Ontology annotation, molecular function: protein binding. The coding region runs from base 561 to 2327 and encodes 588 amino acids.
AACUGGACCAAAACCCUACAGUCUCCACCGUUCCUUUUUUUUUUUUCUGCCCGCCUUGCCCUUCCGGCCAUCCCCAUCUUCUCCCGUCGCACCCUUUCCGCCGCCCGCCGCCGUCGGACCGCUUUCCUUGCCCUCUUGGCCGCGCCCUUCACCCUCUCUCACGUGGCGGCGCCCCUGUUCCCGUCGCACCGCCCGCUCCCCUCGACAUUCCACGCCAGGCCUCGCCCCUGGCUUUGCCGGAGCCGCAGUUGCCUUCGCCGCUGUGCUCAGAUCGGCGGUGCAGCGCGCCGCCGGAUGUGGGGAGCAUUGAUUGGGACUGUAGUAGGAGGGUACUAACAUCAGGUUGCCAAAGAAAUUCUCCGACUUCCUGCUCGUCCCCCGGCCCACUCCUGGGCGGAUUCCCACUUCCUGAAAUUCUUUUAUCUCCCGGCCCCUCGCCCUCACUCUCCCGUCCCCAGAUUUCCUUAGGGCUUUAUUAGGUCGUCCUUCCUCCCCGCCUCGGGGUUCAUCGGCUUUCACACCGUGCGGAUAGUGCCGCAUCGAGGAGGAGCGGCGGCACGAUGAAUGUGCCUAUAGUCGAUCCGUUGCAAGGGGAUUUUCCCGAGACUAUUGAGGAGUUCUUGCAGCAUGGGAAUAUGAAAUGCAUUGCGUUUAACCGCAGGGGAACUCUUCUUGCAGCUGGAUGUGCAAAUGGUAGCUGUGUUAUCUGGGACUUUGAAACAAGAGGACUUGCAAGAGAAUUUCGUGAUAAAGAUUGUACUGCACCUAUAACUAGUGUCAGCUGGUCUAAGUAUGGUCACCGUUUGCUUGCCUCUGCUACUGAUAAGUCACUCACACUUUGGAAUGUGGUAACUGGGGGAAAAAUUGCCCGCAUAACUCUUCAGCAGACUCCACUGCAUGCCCGUCUUCAUCCUGGUUCAUCCAUCCCAUCUGUAUGCUUAGCAUGUCCUCUCUCUUCUGCACCUAUUCUUGUUGAUUUGAAUACUGGAAGUACCAUAGUUCUUCCAGUUUCUGCAUCUGACAAUGGUAAUGUCCCUGCACCUAAUUCACGUAAAUUUUCGGAUGGUUCUCCUCCUUUUACACCAACUGCUGCAACGUUUGAUAAGCAUGGAGAUCUGAUAUAUGUGGGCAAUUCCAAGGGAGAGAUAUUAAUUGUAGAUUCGAAAGGCAUCCAAGUACUUGGGGUAAUUCCCAUCCCAGGUGGAACAGUUGUUAAGGACAUUGUUUUCAGCAGAGAUGGCCAAUAUCUGCUAACGAACUCUAAUGAUCGUGUCAUUAGAGUCUAUGAGAAUAUUCUGCCUAUUAAAGGUUCUGGGAAGGAGAUUGAAAAAAUAAUCACCAGCAACAAUAAUGAGUAUCCAAGCAAGUAUGAGAAGCUGAAAGCAAAUGGUGCACGCUGCCUAGUUUUUUCUUGUGAAGUCUCAGAUGCCAUUGCAAAGGUACAGUGGAAGGCACCAUGCUUCAGUGGCGAUGCUGAGUGGAUCGUUGGUGCUUCUGCAAGCAAAGGAGAGCACAGGUUGCACAUAUGGGACCGAGCAGGGCGUCUUAUAAAGAUCCUUGAAGGUCCAAAGGAAGCUCUCAUUGAUCUCGCUUGGCAUCCAUUUGAUCCUACAAUUGCUUCAGUGUCUGUGGCAGGCUUAACAUACAUUUGGGCAAAGGAACAUGUAGAGAAUUGGAGCGCGUUUGCUCCUGAUUUUAUAGAACUAGAAGAAAACGAGGAAUAUGUUGAACGAGAGGAUGAGUUCGACAUAAAUGCAUAUGCAGAAAGGGUUGAAGAACUUAUGAUAGAUCAGGAUGCAGAGAUUGAUGUUGAAACAUGUGAGAAGAACUCAUCAUUCAGUGAUUUUGAGGACUCAGCAGACGAGAUUAUCUACUUGCCUGCUAUUCCUUCCCCAGAUGCUCCUGAUGAGCAGCCAGACAAGUGCCUAGUAAGCUCAUCAAAAUUGGAGGACAGCAAUCAUUCUGGUUCCCCCCCAUCCUCAAUGGAUGCUGUGCAGAAUGGUCUAGCCAUUCCUCCAGCAUCUAGUCCAUUGGAAGUUGUUGACAAUUCCAUGGCCGAAGAGCCAUCAGCGGAAGCGGCAAACGCAAAGCGGAAGAGGAGGCUGUCAGCCAAGGGGCUGGAGAUGCAGCAGGCUGAGAAGGUGAAGAAACCACCCAUGAAGAUGUCGUCCAACGGAAAGGUGUCGAAGCCCAAGAGCAAGCAGGUGGUGGAACCCGUCAACGGGAACACCUCGGCCAAGAUGAAGCAGCAGUUGGUGGAACCCUUCAACGGGAACAGCUCGGCCGCCGACAUCGACGACGAAGCGACCGAGGACGAUGAGAUGUAAGCAGCCCGUCAAUUAGUGAGGGCAUAGAGAGAGAGAGAGAGCCGGGCUAUCGCCUGUGUUAAAUAGUGUUCCCGUAGAAAGAAAGUAUGUGCCGUGGUUAUGCCGAGACAUGGAAAACAUGGUUCGCAUAUGUGCUGUAUGUAACUUGAGUUCUGAAGUUUCUGUUGUCUUCGCAUUGUCGAUCUUGAGGUGAAGAAACCUGACCAGUAUGGACCAUUGUAGUUAAGUCUCAGUUGAUAUCGUUA